This is a messenger RNA of Rhipicephalus sanguineus (brown dog tick), 321 nucleotides long. Its product is annotated as protein krueppel. Bases 1 to 321 code for a protein of 106 amino acids. The record is from RefSeq and is a predicted model, not a curated record. Gene Ontology annotation, biological process: regulation of DNA-templated transcription. Lineage: Eukaryota; Metazoa; Arthropoda; Arachnida; Ixodida; Ixodidae. Gene Ontology annotation, molecular function: RNA polymerase II cis-regulatory region sequence-specific DNA binding; DNA-binding transcription factor activity, RNA polymerase II-specific. The transcript has a single exon.
AUGAGGACGACGCGAACGUCAUAUUCAAGCCAGGACGACCUGCGGCGUGACCGGUUCUUUCGCUGCGAGCUGUGCCACUACACGAGUUCACGGUGGUGGCACGUCAAACGUCACCAGCUGACCCACACGGGUGAAAAGCCGGUCAAGUGUCACCUGUGCCCGAUGACCUUCGCCCUGAAGCAGACUGCAGACCACCAUAUAAAGAACCAUGCGAAGCGGCUCUACCAGUGCAAGCUUUGCCCGCGCAACUUCGUCCAUCAGAGGGGCCUCAAGAACCACGAAGUGUGGCACAAGCGCCAGGAAUUGAAAUCGGCGGAUUGA